Molecule: messenger RNA, 1179 nt
Organism: Pistacia vera
Lineage: Eukaryota; Viridiplantae; Streptophyta; Magnoliopsida; Sapindales; Anacardiaceae
Exons: 4
Coding region: 173-778 (201 amino acids)
Source: RefSeq, a predicted model, not a curated record
UGUUGAAUUCUAAGUUACAGGUUGAUCAUUUCGCUCUCUCUUUCUCUCUCUCUUCUCUUCUUUCUCUCUUCUUCAUUUCCAUCUCCAACUCUCUCUGAAUCCGACAGUCUGUACAUUAAACACUCAUAUUUCUUCAACAAUUACCCAUUUCUGCAAAUCUUCACCUUUCAAAAUGGACACAUUGUUGGUUCCGCCAUGGCUAGAGCCAUUGUUGACCACGGCCUUUUUUACAGUAUGCCGUACACAUGGAGAUGCCGCCAGGAGUGAAUGUAAUAUGUAUUGUUUAGAUUGUAAUGGAGAUGCAUUUUGCUUCUAUUGCCGCUCCUCGAAACACAAAGAUCAUCAAGUUAUUCAGAUAAGAAGAUCGUCAUAUCAUGAUGUUGUGAGAGUUUCAGAGAUUCAAAAGGUAUUGGAUAUAAGUGGAGUUCAAACGUAUGUGAUAAACAGUGCUCGGGUUUUGUUUCUGAAUGAGAGGCCUCAACCGAGAAGUGGUAAAGGAGUUGCUCACAUUUGUGAAAUUUGCGGAAGAAGCUUACUCGACCCUUUUCGUUUCUGUUCAUUGGGAUGUAAGCUUGCAGGAAUAAAGAGAAAUGGAGAAGCAAACUUUACCUUGGAGGUUAAGAAUGAGGUAUUAAUGGAAAGAAGAGAAGGAAUAUCAAAAUUAGAAGAAUUGCGUGAAGGCUCACAACAUCACAUUUACCCGCCCGCGUCUCCCAAACCUCCUUCAAGUGCAAGAAGAAGAAAGGGCAUUCCUCACAGGGCACCCUUUGGCUCCUAAUAUUAUUAACGGCCGCCUUGUUGAACCCUAUAUGUACAUUCAUUCAAUAGGGGUACAUUUCUGAUUCGACAACAUUAUUGACCAUUGAUAACUGUUGGAUUAACAAUCUGUUAAUCUAUGGUCCCAAAGAUCGAUAAUGUUGUCAAUUUGAUAAUUUAAGGCAUCCUUUUGGUUGGGGUGUUCAAAAAAACAAAAGGGUAAGUAAAAUUAGGCUUUUUUGGGGGCUAUUGGGACCCAAAACAACAAAAUUCUCUCUUGUGAAGAAGCCAAUAAUGCAGAAUUGUUAUUGAUAGUUGCAAGGUGUAAAUGUAAUUAAGAAAAUAUAAAGCAAGUCUUUGUGGAGUCCGCUUUCUAGUUUUUGGUGGGUCCAACAACCCACAUGGGCAGAUUACAUAAAGAAC